This is a messenger RNA of Drosophila elegans, 1395 nucleotides long. It is a transcript of the gene CkIIalpha, whose product is annotated as casein kinase II subunit alpha. Gene Ontology annotation, cellular component: protein kinase CK2 complex; cytosol; nucleus. The record is from RefSeq and is a predicted model, not a curated record. Bases 251 to 1261 code for a protein of 336 amino acids. The transcript is spliced from 2 exons. NCBI's taxonomy places the organism in Eukaryota, Metazoa, Arthropoda, Insecta, Diptera, Drosophilidae. Gene Ontology annotation, molecular function: ATP binding; protein serine/threonine kinase activity. Gene Ontology annotation, biological process: protein phosphorylation.
UUGACCUGCCUCGACUUACUCCUGUGUUGUUAUGCAGUACCAUUUCUAUAAUAGACAGCGGUUAAGUUAACCUUUUUAAAACACAAAAUUGUCACUACCAAGCACGCUGCCUUUUAGUAAGACACUGUUGUACAAUAUAAGUUUUGUUGCUAGGACCAAUCGACUGAAAACGGAGUCAGCUCACAAAAACAUACACACCAAACGGAGUUUUGAGGCAGAAGAACAAAAAAAGGUCGAAUUUUUAAAAGAAAUGACACUUCCAAGUGCAGCUCGUGUGUACACAGAUGUGAAUGCGCACAAGCCAGAUGAAUAUUGGGACUAUGAAAACUAUGUUGUUGAUUGGGGAAAUCAAGACGAUUACCAAUUGGUUCGUAAAUUAGGACGUGGAAAGUAUUCGGAGGUUUUCGAGGCUAUCAAUAUUACGACCACAGAGAAAUGCGUUGUUAAAAUUCUAAAACCUGUAAAAAAGAAGAAGAUCAAGCGUGAAAUCAAAAUUUUGGAGAACUUGCGCGGUGGAACUAAUAUAAUAACUCUGUUAGCUGUUGUAAAAGAUCCAGUUUCCCGAACUCCGGCGUUAAUUUUCGAACAUGUCAAUAACACGGAUUUUAAACAACUUUACCAAACUUUAACUGAUUAUGAGAUUCGCUACUAUUUGUUUGAACUUCUUAAAGCACUUGAUUACUGCCACAGUAUGGGAAUAAUGCAUCGCGAUGUGAAACCCCAUAAUGUUAUGAUCGAUCAUGAAAAUCGAAAAUUACGUCUUAUAGAUUGGGGACUUGCCGAAUUUUAUCAUCCCGGUCAGGAGUAUAAUGUUCGUGUGGCGUCAAGAUACUUCAAAGGUCCCGAGUUACUGGUAGAUUACCAGAUGUAUGAUUAUUCACUCGAUAUGUGGUCAUUGGGUUGUAUGUUGGCGUCGAUGAUAUUUCGAAAAGAGCCGUUCUUCCAUGGCCACGACAACUAUGAUCAAUUGGUACGCAUUGCUAAGGUGCUGGGCACCGAAGAGCUUUACGCAUAUUUAGAUAAAUAUAAUAUUGACCUAGAUCCAAGAUUUCACGACAUUCUACAACGCCACUCACGAAAAAGAUGGGAAAGGUUUGUUCAUUCUGACAACCAACAUUUAGUUUCUCCUGAAGCACUGGACUUUCUUGAUAAACUAUUGCGCUAUGAUCACGUUGACCGACUUACAGCUCGUGAAGCUAUGGCUCAUCCAUAUUUUUUACCUAUCGUCAAUGGACAAAUGAAUCCCAAUAAUCAGCAAUAAAUGGUUAUUUUAUUAUGAUGAAUACUGUGUUUUCGAGAUCGGGAUAGCAGCCAUUUAACAUUUAUGAUAAUAAUUAUGAAAAAUAUAAAAUCCGAAGAGAAAUAAAAUAAAUUAAGCUACUGUCUUAAAAAACA